AUGGACCACCCGAGAAGCGGCGGGCUGCGCGCCUCACUUCGAUUCGUGUCUCAGAGGAUAUUGCGCACCACCCCGCGCUUCCUCGCACAAGUCGUCGUCUUCUUCGUCUUCAUCUACUUCCUGGCCACGUUUGCGCCGACGUCGCUUUUCGGAAACGGCUAUGAGAAGUUGCUGGCCUGGAGCGGGCGCCUAGACCCGUCCAUCACCAAGUCGACCGAAGACGUGCGCGUUGUCGUCUUUGGGUCGCAAGAUGUGCUGGGAAGCGCCGUGUCCGACCCAGACUCCUCCAGAACAUCGUGGACGCUGCAGCUCUGCAAAGAGCUUGGCUGCACGUCAUAUCGCUCGCUGGUGCCGCCGGGCGAUGCGAAGCCCGCGCUAACAUCGAACCACCUAUACGAGACCGCUGUUGAUGAAUUUCUGUCGUCUGUGGAAGAUGCGGACCUGCUGGAAUCACCAGCCUCUGACUUUGAAUUCCUCAAAACGCAAUACCCCGUUCCGACGACGCCGGAUCUUGCGGCUCAAGUGGAAGCGUUCCUUUCACUACCCCCAGAGACGAAGCAGUCGCGGAGCACAAUCUGGGUUUUUACAUUUGGAACAUGGGAGGUGUGGAAUCUCGCCUCUCUGCCUCCAGCAACAGCAAACGAUGUUUUGGAUGGCAUGGCCAAGCACAUUUUCGAACAGGCCGAGCUUCUAUACCUGAAAGCCCUGAACCCGCGAUCCAUUGCCUUUUCCAACUUUUGGGCCGACGUGGACCCAUCACACAUGAAGACGCUGAUGGCCGCAGACGCACCUAAAAAGGUCGACGAACGAGCGCUCGAGACUUUUCGCAUCCUCGUGCCCAAGCUCUUUGACAUGACGCUCGCGCCGCUGUGGCAGACCCGUCCCGUGCCGCCCUACCCCCAUACGCGCGCCGAGCACAUGCGCAACGCCAUUGCCCUCACGCGGCGCUGGAACGAGCAGAUCGAGAAGCACAUGGCUGAGUGGCAGAAAAAGGCAAGGUCCAAGCCGGACGGCGUGGAAGACGAGCAUGUCCUCAGCACAAACGACGUGCCCGCGAGCGACGCCGACGUGCAGGGCUUCGUGGAUGCUCUGCCAGAGGACAUGCGGCCGGACACGGGUGCUGCGAAUGUGGCGUUUGCGCCGUAUCCAAAGAGGAUGGGCGCGCAUCUGGCGACAGAGGAAGGCAUGGAGGUGCUGAUGAUGAACGCGGAGAUGAGGCGCAGCGGCGCGCAGGACUCGGCGGGCAAUGGGGCGCCGACGGCGAAUGCGUCGCUGCUGUUUACGGAUGUGUGGAAGCCGUGCUUUGCGAGUGCGAUGGACAGACCCGCGGAAGAGGAGAAGAGUGAUGUAAUAUCGUGCGAUGCGCCGGAUGAGUACUUGUUCUAUGAUGAGUCAACCUUUAAUCAGCGGGCGGUUGAUUAUAUUGUGGCGAGGACGGCAAACGACGUUUUGGAUAGUCUCUUUCCGCCAUUGCAUCAGCGAGUUUUUGGGGCAGCCUACGACUAG
This is a messenger RNA of Akanthomyces muscarius, 1506 nucleotides long. RefSeq lists its product as uncharacterized. The transcript is spliced from 2 exons. Bases 1 to 1506 code for a protein of 501 amino acids. NCBI's taxonomy places the organism in Eukaryota, Fungi, Ascomycota, Sordariomycetes, Hypocreales, Cordycipitaceae. The record is from RefSeq and is a predicted model, not a curated record.